Molecule: messenger RNA, 330 nt
Organism: Cladocopium goreaui
Lineage: Eukaryota; Dinophyceae; Suessiales; Symbiodiniaceae
Source: the annotation of a GenBank genome assembly
AUGGGUGGCAUCAUUGAGUUUGCCAUCUUGGGGGUGCUGGCAUUGGUGCUGGUGAUGAUGUGGGAGAUCAAGAAUAUGGGGAAGAUGAUCAUGGAUAAGAUGGAUGAGGUGAUCAAACCCAUCAAAGAUGAGAAGCCUACAUCAUCAGGUGAGAAAUCAUGUAAUGACAAUGAGAGCAAUGCCUCAACUAUGACAAAUGGUGAGGUUAGGUGGAGUGAAAUCAGCCCAUCAGAACUCACUCCUGCCCAAUUAGAACGCAUGGGUGUGAGAUUGCAUCUCACACCUGGUGUUAUGAGGUUUCAUGAAGAUCUUGUAAGAUCUUUAGAUUGA